Solea solea (common sole) is the source of this 1064-nucleotide messenger RNA. RefSeq names its product signal recognition particle 9 (gene srp9). Gene Ontology annotation, biological process: negative regulation of translational elongation; SRP-dependent cotranslational protein targeting to membrane. The record is from RefSeq and is a predicted model, not a curated record. Lineage: Eukaryota; Metazoa; Chordata; Actinopteri; Pleuronectiformes; Soleidae. Gene Ontology annotation, molecular function: 7S RNA binding. Bases 112 to 372 code for a protein of 86 amino acids. The transcript is spliced from 3 exons. Gene Ontology annotation, cellular component: signal recognition particle, endoplasmic reticulum targeting.
GUGAUGUCGCUGCUGCUGAUGUGGUGUUCACUGUACUGAAGGCUGCGGACCGGAGUCCACGAUUCAAACUGUUUUUUCGGUCGAAUAUCUGCCCUGUUGUAUAUAAAAACAAUGCCUUACUAUCAGACUUGGGAGGAGUUCGCCCGCGCAGCAGAAAAACUAUAUCUGACAGACCCCAUGAAGGUCAGAGUGGUCCUCAAGUACAGACACUGCGACGGUAACCUGUGCAUGAAAGUGACGGACAAUGCUGUGUGUUUACAGUACAAGACAGAUCAGGCUCAAGAUGUGAAGAAGAUCGAGAAGCUCCACGGGAAAUUGAUGCGACUCAUGGUGUCCAAGGAGACGCACACUGGCGCCAUGGAGACGGAUUAAAAACUCUGCUCUAGUGGCACUCGCCCUCUAGAAGCACCUGGACUGAGUUCAGAGGACACUGAUUGUUGAGCGCACAGUACUAUCAGAGUACGAUGUGGAGUCUUGAGAGAAUCUGACCACCUACAUUCAUUUAAUACCAUCAGAGCUGUGAUGUAAAGGUUUACUAUAUAUAUUUUAUCCUCUCAGGUUUUCUGUUAAUUACAAAACAUUCUUAGUCAUCACAUCUCUCUUGAUAUUCUUAGUCAGGCAUUUUGAUGACAUCUCUGAUGGUAUUAAUGUGAAGUAGGGAAGGCUGCCGGGAAAGUUAAGGGGAAUAUAAAGAUGGGAAAUGCGUCAGAUUUGGGAAAACGUGGUUCAAAAAUGUACAAAAUGAUAAAUCCUCUGCUGCGAUGAAGCAGAUUUAGCACCUUUAUUUCAUUAGGUGUUUGUCUUUGAUUGCCUUUACUUAUUUAUAAAGGGGAUGAAAAGGAUGGACAUGGAGGCCACAGCAUGUCUCAUCUAUUUACACAAGUUGUUUUUUUUUUUCUUCUUCAUGGACUUGUGCCACCUGAAUGAAGCAAGACCUUCUGAUUUCCCAACAAGAUUGUGGAGAAACCUAUGAUUUCUAAAGAGGAACCUCCACACACCUCAAAAUGCCAUCUCAUAUACUGAGAAUAGUUGUGUUCAAUAAAUGCUCAUUUACCCCAGAAUAA